Molecule: messenger RNA, 663 nt
Organism: Heterobasidion irregulare TC 32-1
Lineage: Eukaryota; Fungi; Basidiomycota; Agaricomycetes; Russulales; Bondarzewiaceae
Exons: 2
Coding region: 1-663 (220 amino acids)
Source: RefSeq, a predicted model, not a curated record
AUGCACCACCUCCUCGAGCACUUCGAGGACACCCACGUCGUCUUCCCCGAAGACAUCUCAGACGGCCUCUCCCCGCCCCCACAUCCCUACGUCCUCAGCUACCCACGCCCCCACACGCCACCAUCAUCGACAACGUCGACAUCAACGCCAACGCCAACAGCGACCCGCCCUACGACCCUCCUCGCGGAUCCCCCGCCCGCACGCGCCCACAUCACACCUUCGCCUUCUCCCUCCCCCGUGCUCGCACUUCCCCCCGCCUUCUUCGGCCUCGCCCCCGCCUCUGGCCCCGCACGAACAGACAGGUCCAAAUCCGGCCGCUUCAAAACCCUCCACGCGCCCGUUCACGCGCCCGCACGCGCCAGGGCCAGGGCCGAAGGCCAGCUCUCCGCGUCCGGCAGGAAGCGCGACAGGCAAUACCGCUGUCCUGUGAGUCGCCCCCCCUUCCUCUUUCCCUUCUUUUUCCCUGCGUGCCUGCCCUGUUCUCUCACCCCCCCCGCGCUGACGCUCGCUUGCUCGCUUGCUCAGCGUCCCGGCUGCACAAAGUCCUACCUCAAUCCGAACGGACUCAAAUACCACGUCGAAAAAGGCACGUGCGAGAUCGCGCCAAAGGGCGGCUGGAUCGAUCGCGACCUGCACGUCGCACCCGCUAGCACCUCGGCAUAA